AUGGCAUGGGGAAUGGAUGUCAUCGGGCCCAUUGAGCCAUCAGCUUCCAAUGGAUAUCGCUUCAUCUUGGUUGCCAUUGAUUACUUCACCAAAUGGGUGGAAGCAACUUCCCACAAGUCGGUAACCACUAAAGUCGUGGCUAAUUUUGUUAAGAACAAUCUCAUAUGGCGCUUCGGUGUUCCCGAGUCCAUCAUCACAAACAAUGGAGCCAAUUUAAAUAGCCAUCUGAUGAAAGACAUCUACGAGCAAUUCAAGAUAACUCACAGGAACUCUGCUGCUUACCGACCACAGAUGAACGGUGCUGUAGAAGUUGCCAACAAGAAUCUCAAGAGGAUCCUACGAAAGAUGAUUGACAACUACAAGAAUUUGCAUAAACAGUUGUCGUAUGCUUUGUCAGGGUAUAGAACGACCACCCGAACGUCUACUGGGGCAACUCCAUAUCUCCUUGUCAAUGGUACAUAA
Lycium barbarum (goji berry) is the source of this 462-nucleotide messenger RNA. RefSeq lists its product as uncharacterized. The record is from RefSeq and is a predicted model, not a curated record. The transcript has a single exon. The coding region runs from base 1 to 462 and encodes 153 amino acids. Lineage: Eukaryota; Viridiplantae; Streptophyta; Magnoliopsida; Solanales; Solanaceae. Gene Ontology annotation, molecular function: nucleic acid binding. Gene Ontology annotation, biological process: DNA integration.